Molecule: messenger RNA, 2215 nt
Organism: Aplysia californica (California sea hare)
Lineage: Eukaryota; Metazoa; Mollusca; Gastropoda; Aplysiida; Aplysiidae
Product: phenylalanine--tRNA ligase, mitochondrial
Exons: 7
Coding region: 323-1669 (448 amino acids)
Biological process (GO): phenylalanyl-tRNA aminoacylation
Cellular component (GO): cytoplasm; mitochondrion
Molecular function (GO): ATP binding; phenylalanine-tRNA ligase activity; tRNA binding
Source: RefSeq, a predicted model, not a curated record
AGAUAUCUACUAUUCAGGAGUCUAGAAUGUAUCUUUCGAAGAAUAUUUCUUUUUGAAGAUGAAGUAUGGAAUACAUUCAAUGUUUUAGAGAAAGCUAAGAACUGAAAUGGUUUUAAUUUUGGCUGUUGAUGAGACAGGCAAAAAAUCCUUCACUUGCCAGCUCUCCGUUUUCCUGGUUCCCCUUUCCUACUUUCGCUUUGCGGCGACUGGCGAGUCCCAAAAGUCAUUCAACGAUUCAAGAGUCGAGAGAUAAGAAAUACGAACAUUGUAGCCUUCUUUUUAGGAGCAGCCGACAAGAAAUUUACCCAAUCAGGACGUCAAUAUGGUGCUCCUUAGGCAGAUGAUGCACACCUCUCGCAUUGUUCUGCCGUCUUCUGCAUGCACUACAUACUUGAGAAUCACUGCUUCAUUGCACAGGGAAGCAAAACACCACUCACCUGCCAACAAAGUGUGCCACAGUUUUGGAGACAGUGUCGAAAUUCUUGGCAAAUCAUAUCCCACUGACCACUUCACAAAUGCAACCCCAACAAUUGUCUCAAAGAUCGGUAGAAACUUACACAACAAAGAACAUCAUCCUUUACAUCUGAUCUAUAAGCGCAUCGAGUCUUUUUUCCAUAAGUCGUAUUUGAGGAGAGGAAACCCAAUAUUUUCAGCUUAUAGCAAUUUAAGCCCAGUGGUCACACAUGAACAGAACUUUGACAGUCUGCUAGUGCCUCAGAAUCACGUAAGUCGACUGCCAUCGGACACUUAUUACAUCAACUCGGAGUACAUGCUGAGGGCCCACACAUCUGCCCAUCAGAGGGAUCUCGUUCGAUCCGGACUUGAUGCUUUCAUCGUUGCAGGGGAUGUGUACAGACGGGAUGCCAUAGAUGCUACUCAUUACCCAGUGUUCCACCAAAUGGAGGGGGUGCGCCUUUUUUCAGAUUUUGAGCUAUUCAACAAGGUGUCAGACCUGUCAGGUGUCAGUCUGUUUGAGGAUGGGAGGAGAGACAACACCAGACAGGAAACUCAUUCUCUAGAAACUUCCAAGUUGGUGGAACAUGAUUUGAAAGUGUGCCUUGAGGCUCUAAUGCGAUGCCUUUUUGGGGAGGAUCUGAACAUGCGAUGGGUGGAUGCGUAUUUCCCAUUCACCCAUCCCUCGUGGGAGCUUGAGAUCUACCACCAGGAAGAAUGGGUGGAGAUGCUUGGCUGUGGUGUCAUGGAGCAGAAACUUUUGGAUUCUGCUGGUGCCACAAAUAAGGUUGGUUGGGCUUUUGGUCUAGGCCUGGAGCGACUGGCCAUGAAACUGUUUUCCAUUCCGGACAUCCGUCUGUUCUGGAGCACAGACUCUGGGUUCCUGCACCAGUUUGAGGGCAAAGACUUCAAUGACAGCAUCAUCUAUAAGCCUGUGAGUAAGUACCCUCAGUGCGUCAAUGAUAUUUCCUUCUGGAUACCUGAGGAGUUCUCUCCUAAUGAUUUCUAUGAUCUAGUGAGAUCCGUCGGAGGAGAUCUUGUGGAACAGGUUUCUCUUGUUGACGAAUUCCUUCAUCCGAAGAAAAAGCGCAUGAGUCACUGUUACCGCAUUGUCUAUCGGCACAUGGAAAAAACUCUCACACAGGAGGAGGUCAAUGAAGUUCAUCAGGAGAUUGAAAAUUUGUCAGCUCAAAAUUUGGGUGUGGAGGUUAGAUGAGAAAAUCAAUGAAUGUGCUUAUUGUUAAAUUAUUUAUGGGUACCUUUGAAGUGUUUGUGGUUAUAUUAGUCUGUUUUCACAAUAACAUGGCUAAGUUAUUAAUGUUUGCUCGAUUUAUUAUAACAGAGAAUUUGUUUAAGAAAUAAAAGACAAACUUCUGAUAGGUAGACUAUUGUGAGAGAAAUGUGUAAAGACAUUGAUAUUUUGGUUCCAGUAUGUUUGAACUGCUUGAAUUGCAUGGAGCGAUGAAUAAGCUACAUGUAUUUAUGAUAAAUGUGAGAUUUCUUAACUCUUGUGCUGAAAAUGCUUUUUUAAAUUAUCUUUUUUGUGUCAUACCCUUCUAUGUCUGGAUGAAGGAGGUGUGUUUGCUUAAUUCUGUGACUAUAUAAUAGAGAAUCUUUUUAUGUACAGUACUUUCGAUACAUGCUUAGAUUGUUUACAGAUUUUUAUGCAUGUACAGUUGCUAUUUCUCAGAAAAACUGAAGAUGAUUCACUGUUGUAAUAUGCAGCUUAUGAAUUAAAUAAAUUCACUGGUUUUCAAUUAGC